AUGGCGAAGAAGAAGGUGAGACAGACAUCGGGUGAAGAGGCCUCGCUGGACAAUGGCAGUGGAAGUCAACCGUCUGUGCCCGCGAUCACGGCGCAAGCGUCUCCGGCAUCGUCAAGUUCGGCUCCUAAGCAGAGAUCUAGAACAUCACAAGCGGCGUCGUCGUCGACGGGUAUUCCACCUUCGCUCGUCAUCUGUCGCAAUAAGUAUGUACACUGGCGUCACAUCUCUUCCUACCACGGCCCGUGGCUGCAGAUGCCCUUUGAGAUCCUGGAGACGCUGGCCAACAUCAACUACAACACGCCGCUGCCGCGGCCCAUCGACGCCGCCUCCUUCUUCGACCUCGUCAAGGUGCGACGGCUCGUCGACGAGGCCACCAACCUCGCCGUGAGGGCUGCUAGUGACAUCGCCUCACCGACGCUGACCAAUGUCAAUGGCGGCUUUCCGAGCAUAUCGUCCGCCAUGGGAGGGCAUGGGAUGGGCGCGCCGGGCCAUGGCGGGAAACUGAGCAGGGAGCGCAAGUUCCGCAUGCGAGAGCAGGCAAGCCAGAAGCUGGGACGGGCGUAUCGCCUGGACGAAAUCGCCUGCAGCGUUGCGACGAUGCAGGGAGCGUCGCCGCUGGAAGACGUGGGCAGCCUGGUGUUGCAGCGCAGUCCCAAGGAUCCCGACGCCAAGUAUGUGCACUUUUUUCACGAAAAGAUACCAUCACGAAAGAUGGCAGAGUGUACGAGUCUGCAGCCUCUGACGGACAUCAUCGAGGACCGCCCGGGAGAGCCAGAGGUUCUGCGGACUCGCGCGACUGUCAAGAUCUUCAAGGAGGAUCUCGACGGUGCCGUUUUCGAUCUCACGCACGCCCUGUCUAUAUCUCAGUUCCUUCGCAGGUCGCAUAGCUCUGGUCAGGAAGAUGCCCAAGGGGGAGACGCCCAGCGCACAGCCCGGAGACGACCUCACGACAUCAUUUUGGCAGAGAAGGAUCAGCCGAGCAGCCUUGAGGCUCAGUUGUACUUCCAGAGAGCGUCCGUGUAUCUGACAAUGGCUUCUGAGCGCAUCUUGGAUAGCAUGCCGACGCCCUCAUCAUCCAGUCCUACGAACGGGCAAGCAGUGACUGACGAAGCAGACGACGGAGACGCAGGAGCAGAAGCCAAUGGCAAAAGCUCGCCCGACGCCGACAAGGAGAGCGCGCGAAAACAGGCCGAGGCACGGAAGCUAGUCAAGACGUUCGCCAAGCGCGCCAUCAAGGACUACUUGUCUUUCAUGGCAAACUACCACUACUCGCCCAACCUCCCCGUCAAGGUCGCCAAGGAGUUCAACGACCGCGUCAACCUGGUCGCACACGGCAUGCGCAGUUCAAGGGCCAUCGACUCGAGCAGCUGGACCGACUCGCACACCGUUUACCCCCUGUCCGACCUCUUUCGCUCCGUUCCCCCCGCGGAUCUCCCGCCGUAUCCCUCUCAGGAUCUGUUGAGCAAGCUGGAUUCGGAGCCGGACGAAGCUACGUGCGAGUGGGUAACGUAUCACCCGCUGCUCACCGACGCCUUGCACUCGCUGCUCCUGGCGCACUGCCUCGCCCAGACUUCCACCAAGGAGAUCCAGCGGCAUGCGUACAUGGUCGCUCGCCUUGUCAGGCUUUCCGACGGGUAUCCCCUAUUUCAAGCGAAUAGGUCCCCUGCGCGAGCCGAUUGGGCCGAAGUCGUCCAUCGUACCGACAACUGGCUUGGUCUGAGCUCCUCGUGGGACACCUUGUGCACGCCUGCGCCGCUGCCGAUAUAUGAUGACGAGCCGUGCAGCCACCACACGUGUCUUCACGCCCACAACCACGCCCAAAAGGGCGCUGCCGUGUCUGCUGGCAAGGCCGCCUCUGCUGCCGCAGCUCUCCUCGCCGGGGGCUCCUCCGAUGCCGCGGCCGAGGAAGAGCGGCGCCGAAGGGAGCUGAUUCGCGAGCAGGCCAUACUGGAUGCCCUAGAUGAUGAACGGGUGACUGACGAGGCGUCGUUCCGCGCGGCCAUCAAUGCGCAUGAGAAGCGGGCUCAGCAGGACGAUGCCAUCUCCUCUGACAAGCCCUUCAACGGCACCAGCGUCACGCCCAAACCAGGUCCAGGAACGAGCCCAAGCACGACUGGGCCAGAUGCCCCGAAUGGGGCUUCAAAGAACAACAACAAUACUAAGGCGAAACACCCUCGCCCGCCCACGGAAGACGCCGAGGCCGAGCCCUCGUCGCGUCGAUGGUCCGCCGAAGACGGCAAAGACUAUCCGCUCAUGACGGAGCGCGCCAACGCAAUUGCGCGAUGGGUGCAAGAGGCUCCUGUCGUCACCGGCAUGGUCAAACGCAAGAAGCGGACCAAGAAGCCAGUGGGCGAUGCCAAUGGCGCUCCUGCAAAGGUCGCCGCGGCCGGGGAGGCACUGGAGAAGCUGGAGAUUUAG
This is a messenger RNA of Trichoderma citrinoviride, 2418 nucleotides long. RefSeq lists its product as hypothetical. NCBI's taxonomy places the organism in Eukaryota, Fungi, Ascomycota, Sordariomycetes, Hypocreales, Hypocreaceae. The transcript has 2 exons. The record is from RefSeq and is a predicted model, not a curated record. The coding region runs from base 1 to 2418 and encodes 805 amino acids.